AUGUUAAAGACACUCACACAAACUUUACGCUUAACAGGGAAAUCUUUGCCUAAGGUUCGUCCGGCAUUGAUCAGAACCUACGCUGCCUUUGACCGUUCUAAACCUCAUGUCAACAUUGGUACUAUUGGUCACGUUGAUCACGGUAAAACCACAUUAACUGCUGCCAUUACCAAAGUAUUAGCUGAACAAGGUGGUGCCAACUUUUUGGAUUACGGUUCCAUUGAUAGAGCUCCAGAAGAAAGAGCCAGAGGUAUCACUAUUUCCACUGCCCACGUUGAAUACGAAACCAAGAACAGACACUAUGCCCACGUUGAUUGUCCAGGACACGCUGAUUAUAUCAAAAACAUGAUUACUGGUGCUGCUCAAAUGGAUGGUGCUAUCAUUGUUGUUGCUGCUACUGACGGUCAAAUGCCACAAACCAGAGAACAUUUAUUGUUGGCAAGACAAGUUGGUGUUCAAGACUUGGUUGUCUUUGUCAACAAAGUUGAUACUAUUGAUGACCCUGAGAUGUUGGAAUUAGUCGAAAUGGAAAUGAGAGAAUUGUUGUCCACCUACGGUUUUGAUGGUGACAACACUCCUGUUAUUAUGGGAUCUGCUUUAAUGGCCUUGGAAGGCAAAAAACCAGAAAUUGGUAAGGAAGCUAUUUUGAGAUUGUUAGAUGCUGUCGAUGAACACAUUCCAACUCCAUCAAGAGACUUGGAACAACCAUUUUUGUUGCCAGUUGAAGACGUGUUCUCCAUCUCUGGUAGAGGAACUGUUGUCACCGGUAGAGUUGAAAGAGGUGUCUUGAAGAAGGGUGAAGAAAUCGAAAUUGUUGGUGGUUUUGACAAACCAUACAAGACCACUGUUACUGGUAUUGAAAUGUUCAAAAAGGAAUUAGAUUCUGCUAUAGCUGGUGACAACUGUGGUGUUUUGUUGAGAGGUGUUAAAAGAGAUGAAAUCAAGAGAGGUAUGGUUUUGGCCAAGCCAGGUACUGCUACUUCUCACAAGAAAUUUUUAGCAUCUUUGUAUAUUUUGACUUCAGAAGAAGGUGGUCGUUCCACUCCAUUUGGAGAAGGUUACAAGCCUCAAUGUUUCUUCAGAACUAAUGACGUCACUACCACAUUUUCAUUCCCAGAAGGAGAAGGUGUUGACCACUCCCAAAUGGUCAUGCCAGGUGAUAACAUUGAAAUGGUUGGUGAAUUGAUCAAAUCAUGUCCAUUGGAAGUUAACCAACGUUUCAACUUGAGAGAAGGUGGUAAGACUGUUGGUACAGGUUUGAUUACCAGAAUCAUUGAAUAA
Messenger RNA from Candida dubliniensis CD36, 1281 nucleotides. RefSeq names its product translation elongation factor Tu (gene TUF1). The record is from RefSeq and is a predicted model, not a curated record. Gene Ontology annotation, cellular component: mitochondrion. Lineage: Eukaryota; Fungi; Ascomycota; Pichiomycetes; Serinales; Debaryomycetaceae. Gene Ontology annotation, molecular function: GTPase activity; GTP binding; translation elongation factor activity. Bases 1 to 1281 code for a protein of 426 amino acids. The transcript has a single exon. Gene Ontology annotation, biological process: mitochondrial translational elongation.